UGCGGCGGCAUUAAGUCACUGCAGUCCUCGACACGCGUUUCAUACGCGUUCAUCAUGUUUUGACGCAUGCAGACAGCGCUGUACUUUCAGCUCGUUUUAAAAUAUCGCAGGGCUUAUGGAUAAAAACAGGUAGCGCAUGGAUUUCUUGGAAGUACUGUAUUCAUGAUUGUGAAAGCUUCCUGGUUCUCGCGCGAUAAACAGCUGUUUGACACCAUCUGCGAAACGCGAGCUUCGCGAGGGGUUUUAAUUCGCUAACAGCUCCUUUUUAGGACGCACGCACAACGCGUCUUCCGUCUUUGACCGAGCCGAUGUGUCUUCGCGGGUGACCGUGCGCGGAGAUCAUCAUGUGGCAGCGCGGAUGCCGCUCGGGGUGGACGAGGGCGCGAUGCCAGGACAGCGGGGUCGACCCCGAGCGCGAGCGGCUCUGGGCCGAGCUCUUCGAGCAGCUGGAUCUGAACAAGGACGGACGGAUCGAUGUGAACGAACUGAGGAUAGGACUCGCCGCCCGCGGGAUGUCGUGGAGCUCGGUGGAGGAGCAGGUUGUAAGAGCAGGAGACAUCAAUCACGAUGGUCAGCUGGAUUUCGAAGAGUUCACAGAGUAUCUGCGUUCACAUGAGAAACGCCUCAAGCUCAUGUUUCGCAGCUUGGACCGCAACAACGAUGGUCAAGUAGACGCGGAGGAGAUCCAGCAGUCGUUACACAGUCUCGGCGUGGACAUCUCGUUGGAACUGGCUGCCAAAAUACUGCAAAGUAUGGACAAAGACCAUUCCAUGACUAUCGACUGGUUCGAGUGGCGAGAUCACUUCCUGUUUAACCCUUUGCACAACAUGGAGGAAAUCGCUCAGUACUGGAAACACUCUGUGAUGUUGGAUAUCGGAGAGCAUUUGACAGUUCCGGAUGAGUUCUCAGAAAAGGAGAAGCAGUCAGGGUUCGUGUGGCGGCAGCUGAUGGCAGGUGCUGUGGCGGGAUCGGUGUCCAGAACAGGAACUGCGCCGCUCGACAGACUCAAGGUCUUCCUGCAGGUGCACGGCCAGAGCUCUGAUAAGGGAAACGUGUGGCGUGGGCUCCGCGCGAUGGUGAAGGAAGGCGGUCUCGCUGCGCUGUGGAGGGGGAAUGGCAUCAACGUGCUGAAGAUUGCGCCCGAGACAGCCAUCAAAUUCCUGGCCUAUGAACAGAUUAAGCGCUUGAUGAGAGGCAGUAAAGAAGGAGUAACUCUGAAAGUUCAGGAGAGAUUCGUCGCUGGUUCGCUGGCAGGAGCUACAGCUCAAACUAUCAUAUACCCAAUGGAGGUGCUGAAGACUCGUCUUACUCUUCGUAAAACAGGGCAGUAUUCGGGCAUGGCGGACUGUGCCAAGCAGAUCCUGCAGAAGGAGGGCGUUCUGGCGUUUUAUAAAGGAUACCUGCCCAACAUGCUGGGCAUCAUCCCGUAUGCAGGCAUAGACCUUGCCGUCUACGAGACGCUGAAGAACGCCUGGCUGCAGCGGCACACGGAGGGCUCGCCCGACCCGGGCGUCAUGGUGCUGGUGGGCUGCGGCACGGUGUCCAGCACCUGCGGACAGCUGGCGUCCUACCCGCUCGCCCUCAUCCGAACACGCAUGCAGGCUCAGGCGUCAAUGAAGGGGGCUCCUCAGCUGUCCAUGUUGACCCUGUUCAGGAAUAUCGUGGCCCAGGAGGGUGUGGUGGGACUCUACCGAGGCAUCGCUCCGAACUUCCUCAAGGUCAUCCCGGCGGUCAGCAUCUCCUACGUCGUCUACGAGCACAUGAGGAAAGUACUGGGAGUGGGAACCUGAGAGAGAGAGUGUCAGGUCAUGGGAAAAAACAGACUCCAAUUAAACCUGACAGAAUGAUAAGACUAGUUUAUUUAAACCUACAAUAUAUAAGAUCACUGGAGCGAUGUUCACCAAAAAGCAGCGGAUGUGAGGAUGAACAAUGAACUGAUUGAAAACACUGAAAUAUGCAGAAUCUAAGUGCUGUCCUGAUCCAUUCCUGAAUUACUGAGGUUCAUGAUGUGUUCUUCAUGUGUGUUGUUGGUCAACAGGGCCCUGAUAUUCAGGUAUACAGGGUACACUCCUCGGGACGCGGUAAAAUGAACGCUUGUGUGUAUGUGACUGUGUGAGCAUGUGCUGUACUGCGAGUGUGUGUGUGUGUGUGUGUGUGUUUAACCCAGUGCACACACUACUGAACACCAAAUGGGAAUGGACAAUAAACUAACUUCCUUUUUUGAGCUCAUAGUAAGAUUGAAAGUGCCUCUGUUUCGAGAAACAUGUAUGUUUAAUCAGCUGUGCUCCAGUAGUUCGCCUCUUCUACUGUACUGAAACCCUUGUGUGCUCCAAAAUCAUCAUCCCAGUGAGGCUAGAGUUCUGGAAUUCUCAACUGAAGAUUCUGGAACUCAAGUUUAACUGAUUCUAAAAUCCUGCACUAGGUCCCAGUUUGCAAACUAUCCACAUCUAUAGUGUCAAAACACAAGGUCUCACUCAUGAAACACAUUUAAAUUAUCUUCUGAACAUUGAUUUGCACGGAAAUUCAUUGUGCUUGUGUUUCAUGAAUAAUGCCUUCAAAAUGGCAUACUUCUUUCAGUGGAUUUUCUUCUAAGCAUGAAUUCAUGCAUGGUUUUUUCGGCUAAUAUUGCCCCCCAACCCUGUAACUUUUGUGAUGGAUCUCUUUCGACUUUUUCAGAUGAAGAAAAGUAUCGCCGAUGCAAGGCCGAAACUGCAACAGCAGUUUUUGAAUGUAUAUGAUUUUAACAAAAGUAGAUGUUAAAGGGUUAGUUCACCCAAAAAUGAAAAUAAUGUCAUUUAUUACUCACCCUCAUGUCGUUCCACACCCGUAAGACCUUCGUUCAUCUUCAGAACACAAAUUAAGGUAUUUUUGAUGAAAUUCGAUGGCUCAGUGAGGCCUCUAUAGACAUCAAUGCCAUUGAAAUAUUGAAAUAUUGAAUACUUUUUGUGCACCAAAAAAACAAAAUAACAACUUUUUAACAAUAUAGUUAUGGGCCGAUUUUAAAACACUUUCAGAGUUUUACGAAUUGAAUCAGCGGUUCGGAGUGCCAAAGUCGCAUGAUUUCAGCAGUUUAGCCGUUUGAUAGGAGAUCCGAGUCACUGAUUCGAUUCGUAAAGCAGUGUUUUGAAAUUGGCCCAUCACUAUAUUAUUAAAAAGUCGUUAUUUUGUUUUUUUGGUGCACAAAAAUAUUCUCGUCGCUUUAUAAUAUUAAUAUUGAACCACUGAACUCACAUGAACUGUUUUAAAUAUAUUUUUAGUGCCUUUAGGGAUCUUGAGAUUUUCAAUGGCAUUGCUGUCAAUAGAGGCCUCACUGAGCCAUCGGAUUUAAUCAAAAAUAUCUUAAUUUGUGUUCCGAAGAUGAACGAAGGUCUUACGAGUGUAGAACGACAUGAGGGUGAGUAAUAAAUGACAUUAUUUUCAUUUUUGGGUGAACUAACCCUUUAAUGCUAACAAACAAACAGUAAUUCUGUGAUAUCAGAAUACAGUUAAUGGCAUACUGUCUUACUACAUACUCAGAAGUACAUACUUUCCCAUUACCAGUGAAGUACGUACUUUCAGUUUGUAGUGUAAGUAUAUGAAUUGGGAUGCAUCCUUGGAGUUGUGUUUAAAUAACUGUUACCCUCAAUGCAUGAGGUACUGUAGCCUACAAUUUGGAGCCUUAUGGACUCACAGAUGGGAGAGAGAGAGAGAGUGAGUGUGUGUGUUUGUUUCUUGAUUUCUGACUUUUCAAGAGAUAUAGAAAAAAGCGAAAAAGACUUUCCUUGGGUCACUUCUAGGUCAGUGUGCUCUGUACUUUAUCACCACUUUCAGCAGAUAUAUUCUGAUAGACUGUUUGGAUGUGCUAAGACGAAAUCUGCACCCUCAUGUUUCCACAGAAUUCAAACACCUUUCAUUCACAAAAUUCCACUUGCAUUUCAAGUCUCAAAUUGAAUUUAGUUUCUUUUAGUCGGUACAUUAGCAUAUCCAUAUCCAACAGUUAACUUCGCAGAUGUACACAUUUAAAUUUUCCAGUCUUUCUCUCCUUGGAAAACGGACCAACAGUAUUGAUGACAUCAUCCCGCACUCACAGGUGUGUCCAGUCUAGAAUGAGAAUGUCCGUCCCCCUAAUUCAGCUGUGACAUAAAUUAAACGCUACUGACUAGUUUAAAAUAAUAACAAUAAUUAGCUAAAAUAAUUCUGCUUCCAAUAAAAUCUUGUUUAAAAUAUUUCACCACAUUUACACCCAUUUCUCAAAAUUUCCCCAAAGUUAGUGUGGAAACUGAAAAAACGUUUGCAGAUUUCGUUUGGGCCUUCUCAUUUCCAGUGAUUUUGUGUAUUCAGAUACUGAUUACUGCUCUUAUUUCGAUGUAAACAAAACCCAUGUAUGGUGAUAAUGUAUUAUUUUUUUACUGUUCUGCCGUGUAUUUUUCUUUGAAAGUCUUUAACUGAAUGCAUGCAAGAGAAUGUAUGUAAAUUAAAUUAAAUUAAAUUAAACUAAACUAAACAGUC
Molecule: messenger RNA, 4488 nt
Organism: Ctenopharyngodon idella (grass carp)
Lineage: Eukaryota; Metazoa; Chordata; Actinopteri; Cypriniformes; Xenocyprididae
Gene: slc25a23a
Product: solute carrier family 25 member 23a
Exons: 10
Coding region: 345-1790 (481 amino acids)
Biological process (GO): transmembrane transport
Molecular function (GO): calcium ion binding; ATP transmembrane transporter activity
Source: RefSeq, a predicted model, not a curated record